AUGGUAAUAACGGGAAGCAAUUCUUUAAUGUUACGUUCUCUCAUUGAUCGGAUGGCCAAAGAAUUUUCCAUGAAGGAUCUUGAUGCUCUACACUAUUUUUUUGGGAUUGAAGUUGUUCGAAUUUAUAAGGGUCUUUCACUCAGCCAAGCUAAAUAUGCGCUUAAUCUAUUGACUCGAGAAGAAAUGGCCGAUUGCAAGCCUAUCUCAACUCCUUUUUUGGUGGGAUCUCAUCUCACUGAUUUGGGCACUUCCUAUUUAGAUGCUACACAGUUUUGUUCUCUAGCUGGCGCAUUACAAUAUUUAACUGUUACGAGGCCAGAUUUAUCCUACAGUGUUAACUCUACAUGUCAAUAUAUGCAUGCUCCCACCAUUGAUCAUUUUAGAGCCUUGAAGCAUAUUUUACGCUAUGUCAAAGGAACCUACCAUUAUGGCUUGCAACUCUCAUGGGAUUCCCCUCAGACUUUGCUUGGCUAUUCUGAUGCCGAUUGGGCCGGUUGCCCCGUCACUCGGCAUUCAACAAUCGGAUUUACUGUUUAUCUUGGACGCAACUUAAUUUCAUGGUGCUCUAAAAAGCAAACUACCGUCGCAUGCUCUAGUGCUGAGAUCGAGUAUCGUGCUCUUGCCUCUAUUGUCGCAGAACUUUCAUGGACACUUCAACUUCUUCGAGAACUCCAGAUCACCUUCCCCUCUCCUCUGAGACUCUUCUGCGACAACAAUAGUUCCAUAUUCAUUGCUUCCAACCCAGUCACCAAAUCUCGCUCCAAACAUAUUGAUAUUGACUAUCAUUUUGUUCGGGAACUUAUUGCUUGA
Messenger RNA from Diospyros lotus (date-plum), 810 nucleotides. RefSeq lists its product as uncharacterized. The coding region runs from base 1 to 810 and encodes 269 amino acids. The record is from RefSeq and is a predicted model, not a curated record. The transcript has a single exon. NCBI's taxonomy places the organism in Eukaryota, Viridiplantae, Streptophyta, Magnoliopsida, Ericales, Ebenaceae.